UAAUACAGCUCUCCCGCACUACCCGUACCCGUACAUGGUAUUCACUCCGCUAGUCGUCUCCCCGUCUCGCUCCCCGCAACAUGCAAAGCGUUGACGUCCCCCUCGCAGCAACCUCCGUCCGCUGGAUCCGACCUCCUUCCCUUCGAGCCCAAACAAAAACCCCACCAGACGAUCAAGAAUCGCUCUCCCCUCUCCACCACCACCAUUCCACCAACGACUCGUAACCUUCACCUCUCCUAGGUCCUAGCUAGCUAACCUCCGCUCGCUUCGGUCCGGCAGCGACGAACGCGACGUCGGGAUGAACGCCGGUGCCCCGCCGGCGCCCGGCCGGUUCACCCCGGGCGACGGCACCUCCGUCGGCAUGUUCAGCUCCGACCGCAUCGGCGGCUUCGGCUACGGUGUCGGCGUCUCCGUCGGCAUCCUCCUCCUCAUCACCACCAUCACGCUCGCCUCCUACUUCUGCACCCGCGCGCCCCCGCCCGGCCCGGAGGCCGCCGCCGACGCGGAAGGGACGGCGCGGCGAAGGCGGCGCGCGCGGCGCCGCGAGGGCGGCGGCGACAACGAUGGCGGCGGGGGAGCCGGCGACGACGUCGACGUGGAGCUCGGCAUCGACGAGGCCACGCUCAAGGGGUACCCGGAGGUGGUUUACGGCGAGGCGCGGAGGAACAAGAACAGGAAGCUGGGCACCACCUGCACCUGCUGCUCUGUGUGCCUCGACAACUACGGCGACGGCGACGUGCUCCGGAUGCUGCCGGACUGCGGCCACCUGUUCCACCGGGAGUGCGUCGACCCCUGGCUCCGGAAGCACCCGACCUGCCCCGUCUGCCGGACCUCGCCGCUGCCCAGCCCCUUGCCCACGCCGCUCGCCGAGGUCACGCCGCUGGCCAUGACGAGGCUGUCAUCCUGACACCACACCGAGGUUCUUGCUUGGUUUUAAUGUUCUUACCCUUUUUUUCUUAAUUUGGAAAACUGGUAUCGGUGGAAAAAAAAUGGUCAGGUUAGGAAUUAGAAGCUUCUUUUGUUGGUCUGGGUAUAAAUUUGGUUUAAGAUUAGUUCACUUCUUCUGAUGGAAAUGCAAGUCUGCCUGGCAUUCUGUCCUGAUACAAUUAGUUGAGAAUUCGCCGAUCAGAAGUUCAGAACAUGUGCUCAAAGAAGGAUGAUUACUUGACAUUAGCAAGCUGGGUGUAGUAGAAUUGUAGAUCUCUGUUCGGCAAACGAUCAAUGUCACAAUGUAGAGUAGGUUGUUUGAAUAUACUGAAUCAGAUGGUGGGUUUCGGCUCGAAA
Molecule: messenger RNA, 1284 nt
Organism: Aegilops tauschii subsp. strangulata
Lineage: Eukaryota; Viridiplantae; Streptophyta; Magnoliopsida; Poales; Poaceae
Source: RefSeq, a predicted model, not a curated record